Messenger RNA from Schistosoma curassoni, 8163 nucleotides. The record is from the annotation of a GenBank genome assembly. NCBI's taxonomy places the organism in Eukaryota, Metazoa, Platyhelminthes, Trematoda, Strigeidida, Schistosomatidae.
UUUUAAGAGCUAAGCUUUCGUUCACCAUUGUUGUUAGGGCGGCUUUUGAUCGGUCCUUCUUUAAACUCGUGUCAUAAAACCAGCUGGUUCCAGAAGCCAAUGCUGGCAUCACAGAAUGAGUUCAAAAGUCAAGUCUGAAAAGACAAAAGUGAAGUUUGCUCAGUCAAAUAUUAAUCAUGUUUACAAAGGAAAUACUACAGAACCUCAACAUAAACCAACUGUGCGACAAUAUGGGAUGCAAGUUGUCGGAAAGUUGCAGGGAACGCGCCGAUUACCCCCACCAGCUUGGGUCCCCAGUAUCAAGGCUGAAACAGGCGGUCUGGACAGUCGAGUUUCUCUUGUUCCCGCGGGUGGGGGUGGGUGGGGCGCUCCCUCGACUUCCAGUGCUGACCAGCCACCUGUAUCAUCCACGGGAACUGAUAGCCUUCCAAUUGUUUCUACCUUACCCUCCGUGAAUGGUGCGCUUUAUAGUGAAACAGUCGGAAAUUCUCUCGAACCAGCAUAUACAAAGUUCGUUUAUGGUAACUCAGAUAUGGGGGUAACGGGUGUAUCAACACUGAAAGAUACUUCAGUCGGUGUGAACGGCUCUGUUAAGACAGACAAAACUCAAGAUGCAGUAAAAGAUAAAGUAUCCAGUCAACCGCUAAAACCGCCGAGUGAUAAGCCAGGAUCUAGCGGAGGAUUGGCAGCUAACAAACCAUUCUUCCAGAGGCCAACUCCGAUUGUAACCACUUCUAGUACUACAACUACGACAUCUAAAUCUGAAAUUCCUGCCAAGGUUGAUGGGGGCGCUCGCGAAAUAGUUGGGGAGCCUUCUGGCUGGGUUGCUAUUGGCCAAGAUGAACCUGACUUCGAUGAACGCAUAAUUUUUAGUGAUGAUGAAGAGUAUGAAGUAAAAUCCAUCCAAUCGACCACAACGACAAACAUAUCAGAACAACCUGCACAGUUUUCGAUCCCACCUUCUAAUACUGUUAAGACCAGUUUGCAUGCUAUGCCUAUGAAACCCUUUGUCAGCCCGUCGACUAAUUUACAAGGAGCUUGCGUCAUCCAGUCACAAUCGACGGUAUCUCAAAAUAUGUACGGCUCUAAUUUAAUGACAUCAAACGCUUGGUCCGCUGCGGAUGUUUCAUACACUCGAAACUGUUCAGUUAGCCACUCUGGACCUCCACCAAUUAAUCUUCCUUACAGCAUUGCGUCGAUAAAUACUUGUGGGAUUACUUCUGAUGCCAACCGUUCAUUACCAGGUGGACAGUUUAUGAACCAUGUUACAUCUCCAGGCGUUAUAGAUUCGUUCUACUCUACACAUCCACUUCAAAGUCGUUUGGCGGUGUCGAUUGCAAGUGGCAUUACUGACUCUGUAAGGUCAGCAACGGAUGUAGAUGCCGAAUUACAACAGGCUCAGAGGCAAGCACGAACCCAAGAAUUUAAAAAUGCAGUUGAAAGAGCUCAACAGGCAAGAGCACGACAAAAGCUUUCUGAAAGCUGUUCAGCUGAAAGUGAUAACAUGUUACCUAAGUCUGCUCUGGGUCUCUUGCCCAGCAUGUCAGAAAACAGAUCACUUCCAUCUGUUCCUACGCCUUUCACGACUACGGCAUGCCAAGCUGGUCCUAAUUGCUUGUUCCCAGUGGGGGACCAUUCAUCUGUUAGUCAUAUGCUUAGCGCUCCUCCUCAUAAUAUGCUUCCUGCGUUUCCAACAUCAGGACCUCUAGAUAUAACAGCCGCAAUUGCCGCUGCGACUGCUGCUGCCAUAGCGUACACAGGUGGAGCAGAUAGUGGGGUCCCAGAAAGAAGUAGAAUUGAAAUGCCUCUUAGUGUUUCCUCAAUUAUUUCUCAGACACAGGUGCCAAUGCCUGUUAGUUCAAACACAGCAACUGCUGGCACAUGGCAAGCUCAGUUUGGUUCUAACAAUUCAAUGCCUGCCGCUAUGGUCCGAUUGCUUUCUCAGCAGCCUCUUAUGGCACAGUUACUACAGAAUGCUCUUAAAAUGUCUGCGGGUAAUUCUCAAGUACCUAAAUCUGCUCAGAAUUCACAAGGUGUGUUUUUAAAUCCCGACUUCUCUGUUGAACGUUUCCUCGAGAUUUUCAAUCAGUCACAGAUGAAUUGGCCUCAAGGGCCUCCUAUUAGUUCACCCAAGAAUACGAUCUCUUCAGAAUCGAAUGCUCAGGUCGCGAUAUCUACCCUGCGACAUGAUCAGUCUUCUACUAGUACUGUGGAUUCAUGUCUACGAAACCAGUAUGCAUCUACAACCCCAGUUUCAGGUAAUCCUGACGAUACUGUCGGUUCACAAAACGUUAAAGAGUCUGAUGGAUCAUGCGAAAAAACUCAUCGAGUUCACAGGGUUUCACAAUCAUCCAGCAGAUCGGAUGUUACUGUAGUUACUACCAGCUCGACUGUAACAAGUAGUAAUUCUCCUAGUCAACGAACCACUCGUGUUCCUGGCUUAAUGGAUAUUAAAGUAUCAUGCGCAUCAUCUCAACACUUGGCUCAUCUCUGGGACAAGGAAGAUCACUUACUAGAUCCAGUAAGCCGUGGUUCUCGGGGUCGUGGAAAGAGCUUGAUGUCAUACAAGCCUCAGAGAGGAAGUGCUAAGGGUCGUGGGACCACUAAAAGCCAUCUUUUCGAAGCUGUGACAAGUGACUUCAAAUCUAUGAAUCUUCGCGAACCAUGUGAUCCACAAUAUUCUGCAGAUGACUAUGAUGUAUCACAUCGUUCACACAGUGUUUCAAAGUCGUCGAAAUCCUGGCGUUCGAAACCGUCACGCAGCGUUGAUGAUUCAGUUAUAGAUGCCUAUAAUAUGAAUUCACGGGUCAAAUCUGGUUUGACUGAUGACGAACAUAUGAGAUACAGAAAGCAGGUUCGAAAUAUAACAGACGAUGGUUGUUGGACGCGUACAGAUCUGAACAAUAAUAGUUCACCUUCUGUGUUGUCUAGCGAAAGUGAGAGUAAUGGAUGCGGUAUCCUUAGUGACGUUCAAGAAGGUGAUGGUACUGAAGAUGACAAGAGCUAUAACCGAUUCCAUAACCAGUCUGGGAAAAAAAGGAAUCAGCACCUAAGUAAAUUCUCACAUCCGAAUCAAGCUGGAGUGUCUGAUAAUAACGAUAGAAAUAAAAAUCUCAGUACAUCAUACAACAGACGAGGUCGACGUGGUCGUGUCGGGACAAAUAGUCAUUUUACAAGUUCCAGGAGUUAUACUACAGAUGAUUUCUCUUCAUACUCGAAACGUUAUUCAAAAGGUUCGGAACAAGACUAUUAUUGGCGUCAACAUUAUGGUUCUGGGUCCAGAGGAGUUCGUACAGGUCAUUCUGUCGGAUUGAGCAUUGAUCAGCGCAAGAAUCAUAGUAACGAUGAUAUCCUUUACAGACCAUCUGAGCGUCAAGCCUCUCGAAGUAUUACUUCUGGCAGCUUUACUGGAUAUUUUGGUGGUCGAAUGACUCGUUCAUACGCACAAUACGAAUCAUCUCGUGAUCAGAACAAGGAUUUAGAUAGUCAAUACUACGUUACAAAUGGUCGUCAGAUGAGACCGCAAAAGAUGUAUUACAGUCAUAAGGGACAGUUUUCAAGUACCACUGAUUUUUCUCAUGAGUAUGUUGCUAGUGACAACGAUGAAAAUAAGUCUCACAGUCGAUCAACUAAUUACCCUGAUAGUAAAGCGAAGGUUUAUGCUGUCAGUGGACGUUUCCAUAAAACAUACAGAAAAAACCCAACAAACGCUACCACAAAGUCUGAGUUAAACACUCAGCCACAUAUUGAUACUGAACAGGUAACUAAACUGACACUGGAUAGUACUAAUAAUCGGACGGAAGGUGUAGAUGAUCCUGAAGUUCCCACCGUUCGUGUCCCCGCUUCAGAUUCAGUUAUUAUGAACUCCCAGUACUCUAAAACGCGCACUAAUCGUUUUGCCACUCACAAAGUUUUAGGGACAUCCAAACGCAUAAGUAGUCGUGCUGGUCAAAAUCAUCAAUCAAAACGUCUUAACGGCUCUGUUAUUCAUACCACUCGUCGCUAUCGAGAAAUGCGGGAUCGAUACAAUGAUGAAAAAGAUGGUGAUGGAGGUGCUGCUGCUGGCGGUGUAGGCCGGUCUGGAACAUCUAGUGGUGUAUCUGCUUCCAUUAUUUUUAAGACUGGAACUGGUGGAAAUAGUAAUUCUCGUGGUGGCAAUCAAUGUAGUGGUAAUGGUGGUCAUACUGAUUCUGCUGUCGAUUUCGUUGAUCAAGGAAAGCAAAGCAACAAUAGUGAAGUUGUUUCAAAUACUGCUAACGAUCCGCUUGAUGAAAAUAAUGUGAACUCACGGUCUCUUAUGCGUCGGCGGCAAGCGGUUGGUACCAGUCCAAGAUCUGCUGCUGGUGGGAUUGCUUUACAAACAGAAUGUUCUAAAGUCUCUUCUUCCCCAUCAGUUAUUAGUGGAAAUGUCCAGAAAAAUGAAAAGUCUCAAUUAUCAGGUGGAAGUUCCACAAACCAACAUAGCGCUUACCGUAGUACCACACGUGCCUCUCGAUAUGGAACCAGUUUUUACCACAAAAGAAAUGAUAUAUCCUCAAUACCGCCUUUAAUGUCUAUUAAGCCUCAUGUCUCAUUUCCCGAAAAUUCUUAUGCUUUGGAUUCCUUGUCUACAUGGACUAGUCGUGCAGAGCGAAAAAAAGAAACAGUCUUCAAGGAUGAUUCCGAUAAGUUCUCGCAAUCAGGUAAAGAGUUCGAUGAGUUAAAUCAAGACAUUUUUGAAGAAGAUACUCCACAUGGGGAUGGGUUUACAAAAGUUGUCUCAAAAGCAAGCAAGUAUUUUGCACGUCGACGAAUGCAGCAAGAAGUUUCAGUUUCUGGUGUCUUGAACACAAGAAAGUCAAAUACUUCCUCUAGAAAUGUUGGUAAUGUAAGCCAAGUAUAUUCCAGGGAGGGUUCAACUUUAACUACCACUCUUUCACAAAACUAUGUACAUACAAGUGACCAUAAAAGUCAGUCAAGUGGGCUGUUGAGAAGUUUGUCAGGUAAAAAGAAGUCUCUACCAACUAAAGUAAGUUUUAUGGGUCCACCAUUAUGUUUAGACGCAACUUCAUCAUUAUGCACCGUUACAACUUCUGUUUUGUCUGGUCAAACUAACCAACCAGUUCCUUGUAGUAGCAGUUUGUCAUCAACACCUACAUCAUCUGUGCUGCAGAAGAUUUCUUUUUCAACUACUCGUACAUGGUCAAAAGUUGUUGGGACAAAGUUUGCGAAAUCUCCACCUGAAAACCAUGGUGACUCUACAAAAACAUCAGUUUUACUCAAUUCAAAUUCAGUCUGGCAAUCAGAACAUUCAAACCACGUAAUUACUGAGGAAUCCAAUGAAGAUAAAAAGUUAUUAGACAACACAGCCGCUACAACAACCAGUAACACGGAUCCAGUGGUGAACUCCUCUUAUGCUUCCAUGCAGUCGUUAUGGUCGAUUGGUGAUAGCAUACCUCAAGCUAACAAAAAUCAUUCAAAUAAUAAUACUUUGCUCUUGGCUAGUAGUACAGUUCAGGGUACGGUUGUUCCUUCUGCUGGUCCGCUAUGUACUGUUAGUCCUUCAACUACAUUUUCAUCUCAAAUUUCUAAUAACAUUUGUAAGGUCAAACCUCAACAACAACAGCUUCUUCAGGUUACUUCCAUCUCACCUCUUGUUUCGACUUCUAUGCACUUGAAUCUUCUUAGCCCAUCUAAUAAUAAUAUUAUUGAGAAUAUCUCCACUGCAGAUUUGAUAGGAGAAACAGAAAGAUCUGACUUCGAAUGUUGUGGUGACAUUGGACGCACUAAUGCCCUUUUAAGACCGCCUAUCUCAGAUUUAACAACUUUAUCCAGUAAUUCUUUUCAGUCUUGGUCUUCCUCAAAUGCUCUAUAUACACCAUUCUCUUUAUCUAAUGUUCCUAUAAAUCGUCAUGAAAGCAACAUGUUUUCCGGUAACGUUUGGCCUACAGCUGAUCAAAGUAUGGAUGUGAAUAUUAAUUGCAUAACAGGUUCGUAUAAUGCUAAUUCUAAUCAACCACACUUUCAAAAUCAAAUGAGUUCUAAUAUUCUUUCAAAUGUUUUAACUCACAAUAAUACCGUCCCAUCAUUGGAUAGUAUGACUAAGCAGUCGACUAUGUCUAUCACACCUAGGCAACAGCACAUACAGUCUUAUCAAAACUCAAUAUUGACACCCGCAGAUAGAGUAAACAUAUACUCCAGUGGUCCAUAUGGAAAUAACUCUGCAGAAUUUGGAAAACUAUCAAACAACAUAUGUGUUCCGUCUCAACAAAUGACUUUUGUAUCUGCAGCGCCUUCAUUAUAUGUUCAUCCACAGUCAACUACAAUUCAGCCGGCACCUUCUCGUUCUUUUCACCAUUCCUUGUCAAUUCCGAUUCAGUCACAAAUGAGUCAAGCUCGGAAAUGCAGACAACAGGUACCACAUCAAAUGGAUCCAUCCACAUUCACUGCUGGGUAUUCGAGUUUUCCCACGGACGUAAAAGUAUGUUUAUUUCUCUUUUGAGCCUUCUUUAUGUUAAUGAUUCAUAAAUGAUUUUAUAAACAAAGUUUCGUGCUGAUAUAAUCUAUUGUCAGUUUUACACCAAAAUCCAUUUUGUCACACUAAAUUGCUAUCUUCUACCUGUGGUUAUGUCAGCACCUGAGUGAACAACUACUGUUUAUGCGUUCAGUCUUGUAAGCAAUUUCAUUCUUAUCCCUUUUAGUUGAACCAACGAAUUUUAACCCUAAUAUUAUUAAAUUUUUAAUCAAAACUAGUACAAUAAUGUAACUUAUCUAAGCAUUCUGAUCUAUAAGUGCGCUAAUGAUUUGAUUUUUAUUUGUAGUGUUUUAUUUUAAUUUCAGAAUGAAUACAAUUUCCCUCCAUCUAUUGCUGGUUGUAUUCCACCUCCUCCUUCUGUUGGCUUGUAUUCAGCCAUUCAUCAGUCUAAUUACCCACAGAAUUCAGGAAGACAUGCAAUCGGAUUUCCGACGACUGUAAAUUCGUAUUCUCUUCUUGGAAACCCUUCUGCUACUUCUAACCUUCAAGCCGCUGGACAACCAUUCGCCCCAGCGAUCGGACCAGCUCCUGGAAACGGUGGAGGUUUAUUACCUCACCCUGUUCCUCAGGGUGGAUACAACAAUACACCUUGUCAUUUCCCGACACCCAUCACUUCAAAUUCUGUUUCAAAUUAUGCCAAUGCUCCUAACUAUGUAGGCGUGAUUGGAGGAGGGCGUCCCAGUACUGACCAUUCAAAUGCUACUGUUCGACAAAGAGGUUUACAGCAUCACAAUUUAUUCCCCCAUCCAAACCUCCCACAGUCACCCUCAGCGCAAGGACAACAGUCCUUUCAGUUGCCAUCCAGUUUUUAUCCGUCGAUUUCACCAUCGCAUCAACGCGUAUCACUUCAGCAGUUUGGAGGUACUUCUCGUGCAGCAAUCACUGGACCAAUUAAUCCGCAAAAUGGACUUUAUGGUCCAGCAUUUGGUGGGGCUUCUCAUCCACCAAAUCAAGCCACUCCACCUCCUAUCGGACAUCAGUUGAAUCCCAUAGGUUUUUAUAGUAAUCCGUUCCAAUAUCCAUCUCGUCCAGACGGACUUCAUUGACAAAUCAUCCGUACAAUGUGUUUUUUGACUUUUAUUGUGGAGAAUUAUUUUCCGAGUUUUGUGCUUCCAUCCUUACUAUAUAUCGUAUGAUCAUACUGUAGUCUUUUCGCAUUACAAUUGAAAAGUGGUCAAUACUUGUCUUAAAAUGCACAACAUUUUUGUAGAUCAACUGUAGUAGUCUUGACCAGUUUUUCUAUAAACAGGAUAUUUUUUUUUGAUUUUUUGUUUGUGUCAAUUCUAUGUCUCUUUGAGUUUUUAUUAAAUUAAAUGUUUGACUGUAAAUUGUGUGCUUCUUAUGAAUCCUUGUCAUGUUAUACAUUGUCUAUUAAAUUGUUAACACGAUAGCUUGUGUUUCCGAUUGAUUGCCUUGACUAGUGGUGAUUUUAUUGCUCUUUCUCUAUUUUUCAACUUGAGAAUCCCAUAUAAUUCUUCUUGUCUGUCUAUGAUUUGACAAUUGAUCUGCAGUUUUACAUAUUAUCAUUAUCAUCAUUUAUAAUUGUUGUACACGUUCCCCUUCUGCCCAUCGGCUAACUUGAUUGGUUAUUCUUGUAAACAGGAUAUAUACAUAUAUUUACAGAUAUAUGUCGUUUACAUUUGCCUGAU